CUCUCUCUGCUCCGUCACAGCGCCGCGUUGCACCACCGUUCAUCCUUUCUUUAGUUUCUGCGUCGUUCCUCGAAACCGGUCACGUCUUUGACUGCCACCACCGGACAUCAGCCAUCUGAACGCGAGACCAGUGACAUUAAUAAAAGAAUUCCAGUCCUCGGCAACUGGAAUCUUCGCCUUCGCCUCCGCCCAUUCCCCUUCUCUACUUCUAUGCAAGGCUGCUGUUCCUCCUCCUCCAAGCUCUCCCUCCCUCUCCUCCACCCCAUGGCUUCCACCACCACCGCCGCUGACCCCCAGGAUGCCCGCCUGAUCUUUGUCGGCGACCCGGAUCGGUCGGCGUCCCCCGGAUCCGGCUUCGGCGCCAGCAACGCCAUCCGCACCACCAAGUACUCGCUGCUCACCUUCGUCCCCCGCAACCUGUUCGAGCAGUUCCGCCGCGUCGCCUACAUCUACUUCCUGGCGCUGGCACUCCUCAACCAGAUCCCCCAGCUCACCGUCUUCGGCCGCCAGACCGCAUUCGUCCCUCUCGGCACCGUUCUUGUCCUCACCGCCAUCAAGGACGCCUACGAGGACUACCAACGCCACCGCUCCGACAUCGCUGAGAACAACCGGCUCGCCGCCAUCCUCCCCCUUCACCGACCACAGGCCACCGCCACCGUCAAGAAGAAGUGGAAGGAGGUCCGCGUCGGGGAGCUCGUCCGCGUCGAGGCCAACGAGACUCUCCCCUGCGACAUGGUCCUCCUCGGGACCAGCGACCCCACCGGCGCCGCCUACGUCCAGACCAUCAACCUCGACGGCGAGUCCAACCUCAAGACCCGGUACGCCAAGGUCCAGACCGCCACCCUCGACCCCGAGGCCCUGGCCGGCGCCAUCCUCCGCUGCGAGCCACCCGACCUCAACAUCUACGGGUUCCAGGCCACCAUCGAGCUCGGCGACGGCCCCAGGAUCCCGCUCGGGCCCACCAACAUCGUCCUCCGCGGCUGCGAGAUCAAGAACACCUCGUGGGUCGUCGGCGUCGCGGUCUACAUCGGGAUGGAGACCAAGGUGAUGCUCAACAGCUCGGGCGCCCCCUCCAAGCGCAGCCGGCUGGAGACCCGGAUGAACCGUGAAAUCAUCGUGCUCGCCGUCAUAAUGAUCGUCCUUUGCUCCGUCAUCGCCAUCUGCACCGUGACCUGGCUUCACAGGAACAGGGAUACGCUCGACACGUUGCCGUUCUACCGGAAGAUGGACUACUCCAAGGUUCCGCCCAGGGUCUACCUGUACAAUGGAUUGGGGCUGGAGAUGCUAUUCGCGUUCCUCAAGUCCAUUUUCAGCUUCCAGAACUUCAUCCCCAUCUCGCUCUACAUAUCCAUGGAGAUGUCGAGGGUGAUGCAGUCAUUCAUGAUGACCCGCGACAAGAGCAUGUGCCAUGAGGCGACCGGCAACAAGCUGCAGUGCAGGGCAUUGAACAUAAACGAGGAUUUAGGGCAGAUCAAGUACGUGUUCUCGGAUAAGACCGGCACGCUCACGGAGAACAAGAUGGUCUUCCAGUGUGCCAGUAUUUACGGGGUCGAUUACAAUGACGGAGUGCCUCUGUCACCGGGCGAGAUCGCUCCUCAUCCCGCCAUUGGUGUUGGUGGUGAAGUAUUGAGGCCAAAAGUCAUCGUCGACACCGAUCGCAAUCUCCUGAGACUGUUGGAAACAGGGAGGGAUACAGAGGCAGGACUUCAUGCUCUUGAUUUCUUCCUUGCAUUGGCUACUUGCAACACCAUCGUGCCUCAGGUAGUGGACACAUCUGACCCGGGAGUGAAGUCGAUUGACUAUCAGGGCGAGUCGCCCGACGAGCAGGCCCUCGUGUAUGCUGCUGCAGCCUAUGGUUUUGUGCUAAUCGAAAAAACAUCUGGGCAUAUCACCAUUGAUGUUCUUGGGGAGAGACAAAGGUUUGAGGUUCUGGGCCUUCAUGAGUUUGACAGUGACCGAAAGAGAAUGUCAGCGGUAAUUUGCUGUCCCGACAAGUCUAUAAAAUUAUUUGUUAAAGGUGCAGACAGUGCAAUGUUCAGCAUUCUUGAUAAAUCCUUCGAUUCGGAGAUAAUACAGGCGACUGAGAUGCAUCUUCAUGCCUACUCUUCCUUGGGGUUAAGGACUUUGGUAAUCGGCAUGCGGGAUUUAAGUGGCACAGAGUUUGAAAACUGGAAGCUUUCUUAUGAUAAAGCAAGCACAUCAUUAGCUGGAAGGGCAGACCUUCUCCGAGAUGUCGCAAUCAAGGUAGAGUCUGAUAUCCGGAUCUUGGGAGCCACUGGAAUUGAAGAUAAACUGCAGCAAGGUGUGCCUGAGGCCAUAGAAUCUCUGAGAGAGGCUGGAAUCAAGGUCUGGGUUCUAACAGGGGACAAACAGGAAACUGCUAUAUCUAUCGGCUAUUCAUGCAAGCUUCUAUCAGACGAUAUGACCAAGAUCAUAAUCAACAGCCAUUCCAAGGAGUCCUGUAAACAGAGUCUUGAAGAUGCCACUUCCAAUUGCAACCAACUGACAAAGUUGAGAACACGGACCGAUGAAGGUGGCAAUGAUUCUGCUAGAGUUCUUGUGGCCUUAAUUAUCGAUGGCCCUACUUUAUUUCACAUUCUUGAAACUGAAUUAGAAGAUGAGCUGUACAGGUUAGCCACUUCGUGCGAUGUGGUUUUGUGUUGCCGAGUGGCUCCACUGCAGAAGGCUGGUAUAGUCGCGCUUAUGAAGAAGAGAACAAACGACAUGACACUUUCUAUUGGUGAUGGUGCUAAUGAUGUAUCAAUGAUUCAAAUGGCUGAUGUUGGCGUUGGCAUCAGUGGUCAGGAGGGCCGACAAGCAGUAAUGGCAUCGGAUUUUGCCAUGGGGCAGUUCAGGUUUUUGGUUCCUCUUCUACUGGUUCAUGGUCACUGGAAUUACCAGAGGAUAGGUUACAUGAUCCUCUACAACUUUUACAGGAAUGCCGUGUUUGUAUUCAUGAUUUACUGGUACACAUUUUUCUCAGCAGUCAGCUUGAUGAAUCCUAUCAACGAGAUCAGUGGGUUGCUAUUUUCAGCUGUUUAUACUGCACUUCCGACCGUAAUGGUUGGAAUAUAUGACCAGGAUUUGAGUCGAAGAACACUGCUUGCGUACCCAGAACUCUACGGACCAGGGCUUCGAGAUGAACAUUAUAACCUGAAGCUGUUUAUUCUGAUCAUGAUGGAUUCAAUUUGGCAGAGUCUUGUCAUUGUCUUUGUUCCCUUUUAUUUCUAUUCAGAGAGUUCAUUGGAUGAAGCCAGCUUAGGAGAUAUAUGGAUCAUUUCAGUGGUUCUGUUGGUCAACAUACACUUGGCUAUGGAUGUGUUCAGGUGGAACUGGAUUCUAAUUGUGACCUUUUUGGGUGUCACAUCCAUAGCAAUGGGCUGUAUUAUCGCGAUAGAUGCAUCGCCUUCAGCACCUGGUUACUGGGCAAUCAAUAAUCUAAUGGCUACCGAAUUAUUCUGGCUCUGCUUACUUUGUGUCGUGGUGUUUGCAUUGCUUCCGCGAAUUGUGGUUAAGGUGUUUGCAGCAUACAUAUGGCCCGACGAUAUCCAAAUUGCAAGGGAAAUUGAGAAGUUUGCGAAGCAAAACAAUGACAGUGCUUUGGAAGCUCCAUUGCAGUCCUCUACAGAUCCUCAGCAGGAGAAUACCUAAUCUUGUUUUUUUUUUUGGUUCUAAUUUCUUGUUUACUUUGUACAUUAGCAGAUUAUUUAGCUGUUAGAUUCUUACUGAACUUUGUUUGCUUAUUCAUUAGGGUGAUCACAUCCCUUUAUUUCAUGUACUAAACCAAAUUUUGGAUUAGUUUCAUUCUGCUGCUACUCGAGGUUCGGAGCGUUUCUUGUUGCAA
Musa acuminata subsp. malaccensis (wild Malaysian banana) is the source of this 3844-nucleotide messenger RNA. RefSeq names its product phospholipid-transporting ATPase 1. Gene Ontology annotation, cellular component: plasma membrane. The record is from RefSeq and is a predicted model, not a curated record. Gene Ontology annotation, molecular function: ATP binding; ATPase-coupled intramembrane lipid carrier activity; magnesium ion binding. NCBI's taxonomy places the organism in Eukaryota, Viridiplantae, Streptophyta, Magnoliopsida, Zingiberales, Musaceae. Gene Ontology annotation, biological process: phospholipid translocation.